GAAGUAACGUUUCAACAUGUAAAUAUUUACAAAGUUGCCUUUCCAAAACCAGUCAGUUCGCCAAACCCUCGAUGCCUCCCUUUUUCUCCGCUGAUUGAGCCACCGUUGCCGGCUCUUCCGUCACCAUUAGUCGAGUCAACCACCACCGAUCGCUGAUGGGCGAACAAAUCCAGACCCAGACGCACGCCCACACUCAUUCGCAAACUCUGCAACAAACUCAACCGCAGCCACUGUUACAGUCACCAAUACAGCCUCAUCAUGACUCAGCUGCCUGUCCCCAAACGCAAACCUCCCCCGAACUAGCUAAUGUUCCUCCGCGGACCGCUCCUCCUCCUUCCAAAAUCCCCCUACGUCCUCGAAAAAUUCGAAAACUAUCUCCGGAAACCACCGGGGAGCCCAAUUCCUCGGAUAAUUCAACCGCUGGAACAACCACUAGUAAGCCGACAUCAAGAGCCUCCAAAGUCAAAACGAACACGCCGCGAGCUAUUGUUGUCUCAAGAAUUGCUGCGAGAUCGUUGUCUUGCGGGGGCGAAGUUGAAAUCGCUAUCCGUCAUCUGAGAGACGCAGAUCCGUUGCUUGCUUCUCUCAUUGAUAUCCAUCCGCCUCCGACUUUCGAAACCUUCCACACUCCUUUUCUUGCCCUAACUCGAAGUAUUCUCUAUCAGCAACUCGCGUUCAAGGCUGGGAAUUCGAUCUACAUUCGUUUCAUUGCUCUAUGCGGUGGCGAGGCCGGGGUCUUACCCGAUACUGUUCUCGCUUUGACACCACAGCAGCUCCGUCAAAUCGGAGUCUCAGGCCGGAAAGCCAGUUAUCUUUACGAUCUUGCUAAGAAGUACAAGAAUGGGAUAUUAUCGGACUCGGCGAUUUUAAAUAUGGAUGACAAGUCGCUCUUUACAAUGCUUACGAUGGUGAAUGGAAUUGGUUCUUGGUCUGUUCAUAUGUUUAUGAUUUUCUCUUUGCAUAGACCGGAUGUGCUUCCUAUCAAUGACCUCGGAGUGCGUAAGGGAGUGCAGUUGCUGAACAAUUUGGAGGAGUUGCCGCGGCCGUCCCAGAUGGACCAGUUGUGCGAGAAAUGGAGGCCAUACCGGUCAGUGGCGUCGUGCUACCUUUGGCGGUUGGUAGAAGCAAAAGGUGCUCCUUCAAGCACUGUUGCAGUAGCAGCAGGUGCUGGUAUGCAAUUACAACAGCAGGAUGAGCAGCAGCAACCGCAGCUUAUUGAUCCAAUUAAUAGCAUUCUCAACCUUGGUUACUGUACGUCCGUGGAGCUGCUUGAGUGCCUUGACCCCUGAAGAUUCUGGCCUGUAAUUGGGCACCUCAAUGACAGGUUCUAAGAUGGAUCUGGCAAUUGCAUCCAUUCGGCAUUCUGUGCAUUAAGUGGGAUUGGUCACAAAGCAAAGCUGUGGAGGUACUCAUGCAAACUUUUAGUAGCUGAAAACUUGGGCAAUUGGUGGAGAUGAGUGUUUCGCUUCUUAUCUAGUCAAAUGUAGUGGACAAGACUGCUGAAUUUCUGCUUUUCAUUUUAAGAAGUUUUAAUCUUACCUUGUCAAUAGCCUCUUAUAGGACAUUAUAGAAUGCAAAGGUACAAUGCUUUCACCUUUGUCUGUUGUGGUUCUCAAUUUGAGUUUUUGAAAAUGUGCUGUGCAAUGUGAACUGCACUCCCAAACUCAAAUCAGUCUUGAGAUGGGUUUAUAUGCUCACUGCUGUAAUAUCCGAAUGGAAAUCAAAUCUAUGCAAAGAUUUCUAAACCUAAGAUCAAUUUAUCGGUUU
Messenger RNA from Tripterygium wilfordii, 1767 nucleotides. RefSeq names its product DNA-3-methyladenine glycosylase 1-like. Gene Ontology annotation, cellular component: protein-DNA complex; nucleus. Bases 156 to 1289 code for a protein of 377 amino acids. Gene Ontology annotation, molecular function: DNA-7-methylguanine glycosylase activity; DNA-3-methyladenine glycosylase activity; alkylated DNA binding. The record is from RefSeq and is a predicted model, not a curated record. NCBI's taxonomy places the organism in Eukaryota, Viridiplantae, Streptophyta, Magnoliopsida, Celastrales, Celastraceae. The transcript is spliced from 3 exons. Gene Ontology annotation, biological process: base-excision repair; base-excision repair, AP site formation; DNA alkylation repair.